Salmo salar (Atlantic salmon) is the source of this 3031-nucleotide messenger RNA. Its product is annotated as conserved oligomeric Golgi complex subunit 4. Gene Ontology annotation, biological process: retrograde vesicle-mediated transport, Golgi to endoplasmic reticulum; Golgi organization. The record is from RefSeq and is a predicted model, not a curated record. NCBI's taxonomy places the organism in Eukaryota, Metazoa, Chordata, Actinopteri, Salmoniformes, Salmonidae. Gene Ontology annotation, cellular component: COG complex.
AAAUGUAAGUACAGACAUGGCACAUAGGGAAUUGAAUUGCAAUAUAUUUGUUUAGAAUGAAUGCAUACAAAAAUCAUCAAACAAAAAUCCCAAUUGCUAAAUCCUGCUAAAAUAGCGACGCUUAGCGGUUCUAGGAAAUGUGCCCGUGCACUUACUGCGCGAGCGAACACGGAAGUGACACGUUUUCUGUUUGUGAGAAAAAGAUGGCAGAGAGCAGCCCCAUAGCAGUGAAGAGAUGCGAUUCUGCAUGUGUAUAUGCCGUGAGCAUGGAGGCUAUCUCAGCUCUGACGGAGUUGGAUGAUCUGGAGCGGGUCUACCAGCAGCUCUGCACUGAGGAGAAAAAGGUGGAGACUGAGCUGGAGAAGUUGGUUGGACAGCAGGGGAACAUUGACACCAAGAUGCUCGCUCUUCAAAGGAUGGGGCCCAACCUGCAGCUGAUAGGAGGAGAUGCCAGUCAGCUGUCUGGCAUGAUUACCUUCACCUGCAGCCUGGCAGAGAAUGUCAGCAGCAAAGUCCGCCAGCUAGACCUGGCAAAGGAGGUAAAGUGAGAUACCCCUUGUCACUGCAUACCCACAUCCAUCCAAAAGGUGCUCCCAUGCCUUCCUCUAUCCUGGAAAGGUUUACACCUGUUACUACCCGGCUUUAUAAGGUUAUCCAGCGGGCUGAUGACAUCCUGGACCUGAAGUUCUGCACAGACGGCGUUCAGACGGCGCUACACAAUGAGGACUACGAACAGGCUGCCGCCCACAUCCACCGCUACCUUUCUCUCGACCAAUCAGUCAUUGAGCUAAGUCGCCAGGGAGAAGAGAGCAGUGCUGUGGACGCUAGCCUGGCCAUGCUUCAAGAGGCAGAGCAGCGAUUGAAAGUCCUGGUUGCGGAGAGACUGGAUGAGGCUGUUACCAGGGGUGAUCUGGCGCAGGUGGAAAGAUUCUUUAAAAUCUUCCCUCUGCUUGGCCUCCACGAGCAAGGCCUGGCUCGCUUUGGCCAGUACCUCUGCAGCCAACUGGCCUCUAAAGCAGAUGAGAACCUGCUCUUGGCUGUGGGAGGAGAGCUGGGAGAGAGGAGAGCUGCUCUGGUCUUUGCUGACACCCUGACUUUGCUGCUGGAGGGCAUAGCUCGUGUUGUGGAGACCCACCAGCCCAUCGUUGAGACGUACUACGGUCCAGGCUACCUGUAUACUCUCAUCACUCACCUGCAGCAGGAGUGUGACCGACAGGCCCAGAAAGUAGUUGACAAGUUCAUCCAACAGAGAGACUACCACAACAAGUUUCAGAUCGUCCAGAGCAGCAUGAUGAAGAGUGUGCCCACUGAGAAGAUUGAACCCAGGGAGCUGGAUCCUGUAUUACUGGAAGUCACUCUGAUGAAUGCCAGGUCGGAGCUUUACUUAAGAUUCCUGCGCCGUCGCAUGAUGGCCGACUUCGAGGUUGGAGAUGCUACGGCAACACCUGGCAUCGUCCAAGAGCACAAGCAUAAUGUGGAGAAACUGCUGAAACACUGCAUGCUGGGCCAGCUCAUGCAGGAGCUGAUUGGCUACUACAUUCCAAUGGAGGAGUACUACAUGAGGGAGACUGUCAGCAAGGCUGUAGCUAUGGAUACAUAUGAGAAGGGUCAGCUGACAUCCAGCAUGGUGGAUGACUGUUUCUACAUUGUGAAGAAGUGCAUCAGCAGAGCUCUGUCCAGCUCCAGCAUUGACUGCCUGUGUGCCAUGAUCAAUCACUCAACCUCAGUGCUAGAGUCUGACUUCCGGGAGGUGUUGUAUAAUAAGCUGAGGCAGGGCUUCCCUGCGACCACGCUGCAGGACAUCCAGCGUGGGGUGAGCAGUGCAGUGAGUCUGAUGCAGAGCAGCUUGCAGCAGGGCAAGUUCAACAACCUGGGCAUUGACAGCGCAGAGGUCGCCAAGGCUGCCUUCCUGGUGACUCUGAAUAACGUGGAGGUGUGUAGUGAGAACAUCACCACUCUGAAGAGGAACUUGGAGAGUGAUUGCUCCAAGUUGUUCACUCAGGGGGCGGGAUCAGGAGAGCAAGCUAAGAUUGACAGCUGUCUGUCAGACCUCGUCAACACGUCCAGCAAGUUCAAGGAUCUCUUGCAGGAGGGCCUGACGGAGCUGAACACCACAGCCAUCAAGCCUCAGGUCAAACCGUGGAUCAGCAGCUUCCUGUCCAUCUCACACAACAUAGAGGAGGAGGAGUUUAAUGAGUACGAGGCCAACGACCCCUGGGUCCAGCAGCUCAUCGUCAACCUCGAGCAGCUCAUGGCAGAGUUCAAGGCGGGGCUCUCUUCAGUUAUCUACGACACACUGACCAGCCUCAUGACCAGUUUGGUCUCCAUGGAGAUGGAGAAGACUGUCCUGAAGUGCACCUUCAGCAGGCUGGGAGGGCUUCAGUUUGAUAAGGAGCUGCGUUCUCUGGUGGCCUACCUCACUACUGUCACCACCUGGACUAUUAGGGACAAGUUUGCUCGGCUCACUCAGAUGGCCACCAUCCUCAACCUGGAGCGGGUAACAGAGAUCCUGGAUUACUGGGGCCCGAACUCUGGUCCUCUAACUUGGCGUCUCACCCCAGCGGAGGUCCGGCAGGUUCUGGCACUCCGCAUCGAUUUCCGCAGUGAGGACAUCAAGAGGCUCCGCCUCUAACCCUGCGACCCAGAAAAUGUGCUGGUGCACAUGUUACAUGGGACUAGACUCAUGCUGAUUGGUCUUUGAGGAAAAAGAGGAGUGUGCAGGUGGAUCCCCUGAGAGGAAGUCCCUGCUGCUCCUAACCUCUGCUGGCCUCAUAGGAGGUGGAGGAAGAGGUUGCCCCUAACUACAGAUACAGUGAUGGAUAUUUGUUUAACCCCCAAAUGGUUACAGUUAGGUUUGAGGUAGGGUGAUCUGAUCCUAGAUCUGUAGUUAAUGCUACUUCAUACAGCCAAUCAGAGCCAGGAGUAACAGCAGUAAUGGAACUAUGGGAUUGUGGAACAGUGGGAUUAUGGAUUUGAGCCUUUUGGCUUGGAUUAAUAAAUAUUAUGUAACAUAUUAAAGUGUUCUCUCGAA